GGAAAAAGUUCGGCUUUUGGGAAAGAGAGAGAGGUAGACAAGGCAAGCUAGACAACUUUGUUUUUUCGUCUUUAGAAGGUAUAGGUUUGUAGGCUACUGUUUGAGAGGGUAUGGAGACAGCCAAGAGCUUCCAGACGCAGCUCAUUCCUCCAUUCAGGUAUGCGAUUGUGGAAGAAUCGCUGUACAGGGGGGCUUACCCAACGAUGAAGAACUUUAGAUUCUUGAAGCGGCUACACUUGAAGACGAUAGUAUCGCUCACUCCGGAGGCUCAACCCAACAAAGAUCUCAGGAGCUUUUGUCAAGACCAAGGGAUCCAUCUGCAGCACUUUCAUGUGGACAAAUUCCAGGAUGUCGUGACACUCUCCCACAACCAAGUUGUGGAAAUCCUUCACAAGAUAAUCUCCGUGGAGAAUUUGCCGGCUUACUUGCACUGCUUGGAUGGAGCUCAUGUCACCGGCCUUGUGGUAAUGUGUCUGAGAAAGCUCCAGUGCUGGAACUUAUCGACAUCGACGGCGGAGUUUUGUCGAUUCCAGAGAACCGGAGAGAUUUCUCGAGAGGAGUCCCAGUUUGUGGAGUCCUUUCAAGGGAGCAUACUCAUUCCUCCAAGGAUUCCACAAUGGCUCUGGCAAGGCGUUCGAACUGUCAACCAUCCCAUCUUUCGCUUGACUUACCUCCCAGACGAAGAGAGUGAUGCGUAAAAGAGGAGUGAUGCGUAAAAGAGUAAAACUUCUCAAGCUUUUUACUUGUCUAUCACUUCCAGAUCUUAGAGCCUCUUCUUGUGAGACCUGGCCUGCCUCGAGAUCUGGAGGAUGAUCAUGGUGACGAAACAAACCACCAGCAUCAUCCUCCCAGCGCUUGCGUUGCGUAGAGCCUGGAUCCAGUCCCUACUAAAAUCCACAAAGAUGCAAGUUACCAUCGCGACGAUGAAGCCGAUUCCGACACCAAUUUUUAUCACUGGCACCAGCCGCGACCUCUGCAAAAUCAUAGAAAUCCAUUCGAGGUAGAACUUUCGGAAAAAUAAAAUGGAGAACUUUCGAA
Molecule: messenger RNA, 1038 nt
Organism: Selaginella moellendorffii
Lineage: Eukaryota; Viridiplantae; Streptophyta; Lycopodiopsida; Selaginellales; Selaginellaceae
Product: probable tyrosine-protein phosphatase DG1060
Exons: 5
Coding region: 111-698 (195 amino acids)
Molecular function (GO): phosphatase activity
Source: RefSeq, a predicted model, not a curated record